AUGGCGACGAUGAAGAUGGGCAUGCAUGCCAUGCACACCCCGCCCCGGUCACCCAAACGACGCCGUCUGACGAGCCACGACUCGCUCGCAUCCGGUUCUUCCUCGCCCGUCACCCUCGCUGCGCCGUCGCUCAACGCAACGCCCGAAGAACCCGCGAUUCGACUGAGCUCUGAAGAUCUGGUACGGCCUGGACAGUUCAGAUACGCUACACCGCCGCCGAAGCCAGCUUCCAAGGAGGGCAUAGUCCCGCCGGGUGCUCCGAGACGAUCCAGGCGGGUCGCCCAUGCUCAGAGACGGUACUACCAAAUCAGGGAGACAGACAACGUGUCGAGUGAUGAAGAAGACCAAGCGGCCGAUAUCGACAGUAUGCCCCCGUCACCCUUGACACCGACGUUUGCCUAUUCUUCUCAUCACGGGCAAUUGCUCACCCAGCUCGACAAGGUCGACUUGGAUCUAUCGCCUGCUCGAGCCAGGACACAUUCCGGUCGGUUGGUCCGAUCGUCGUACAAGCAAAGCCCAGCCGUCGAAAGCAUCUCCCAGUUCACUUCUGCUGCCAUGCGGGAAGAGCCGACGAUCAUCCCUACGCCUGUCAGCCUGCCGGAAGUGACGCGUACGCCGAGAAGAAAGACGAGAUCGAUGGCAGCUUAUCCUGCCACACCUCAGACGGGCUCCCGUACAGCAACGAAAGGCUUGGGGAUCGAUCCUGGCGAGUCCAUCGGCUUGCCUUGGCAGACACCGGGCAGAUCGAGCAAGCCCAACAGUCGCAAUGAAGGCUUACUGCCCUCGCCCGUGCUCACCUCCCAGGGCGUCUUCUCCGGCGAAUCGAUGCUGCCGACACCCGCCGCGACCUUUGACACAAAACACUCACGCCAUCACGACUGCAUCGAUCAUCUCAAAGACGACGAAAGCGAGCCGUCCAGUCCGUCGACCCGUUCGAGCAGGAGGAGGACGCUCUUCGUCAGAUAA
Messenger RNA from Mixia osmundae IAM 14324, 966 nucleotides. RefSeq lists its product as uncharacterized. The record is from RefSeq and is a predicted model, not a curated record. The transcript has a single exon. The coding region runs from base 1 to 966 and encodes 321 amino acids. Lineage: Eukaryota; Fungi; Basidiomycota; Mixiomycetes; Mixiales; Mixiaceae.